Molecule: messenger RNA, 800 nt
Organism: Punica granatum (pomegranate)
Lineage: Eukaryota; Viridiplantae; Streptophyta; Magnoliopsida; Myrtales; Lythraceae
Source: RefSeq, a predicted model, not a curated record
AGUUCAAGGGUUAGAAAUGUUGAAGAAAGCAUAUUCUGUGCUACGUGAUUGGACCGGCGAUCCUUGCCGUCCAAGUUCAUAUUCCUGGAUCUGGAUCAGCUGUGAUUUAAAUGCUGAUCCUCCUCGUGUAACAGCUCUGAACCUGCGCAGCUUUGGUCUGGACGGCCAACUUCCAGAUUUUAGUACAAUGGAUGCCUUAACAAGAAUAGACAUGUCAAAUAAUUCGAUUUACGGAAACAUACCUGAUUUUCUGGGUACCAGCUUCCCUCAUCUGGAACAUCUAGACUUGUCGGACAACGAUCUCUGUGGACCCGUACCUAGUUCCAUCAAAUCGAGCAACAACUACAGACUACAACAGGGGAAUCCAAAUAUUGGCAAGUCAUGUUCCCCAGGCAGUAAUGGCAAGGACGCAACCGACACAGAGGUUAAGAUUAAGAUUCGCGUAAGGCGCGGGGGGAUAAUUAAGAUUGGAGUGGGAAUAGGAGCUGCCAUCAUUGGUUGUAUCAUCGUUACGGUUUUUGGAUAUUGCUUAUGCUCCCCAGGGAAGAAGAAAAAAGGAGACCAAGCCGGAGCAGAAAAUGGAGCAAACCAGGAAGAGAGACAGAACCGCAAUGCUGGAGCUGAGGAAUCACAUCAAGACAGAAUUAAUGGAACAACCUAGGAUAGGAGCACAACCUGAUAUAUAAUUGAGGGGAAAAUAUUAUUAAUGCAUGUAAUAGAACCUGCAUAUAUCAAAGAUGAUGUCAUGUCAUCGUUUCAUAUAAUUUCUGUUCUUAUGAGGAUAUGCAUCGUCCUUGAAA